This is a messenger RNA of Amoebophrya sp. A25, 7336 nucleotides long. The record is from the annotation of a GenBank genome assembly. NCBI's taxonomy places the organism in Eukaryota, Dinophyceae, Syndiniales, Amoebophryaceae.
GGAACUCCGCAAGCAAGAGUGCAAAAUGUGUUCCAAAAAUUGAAUUUCCUUCAAAAGGAGCUCCACUGAAAAAUCAGAACGAAAGAGAUCUUGGAAUUGUCACUCACCUGUUCUCACAAUUAAUCACCUUGAAAAGCGGAUAUCUUGAAAAGCGGAUUUUUUCGUAGAAGAAUUUGAUGACGAGAAGUAGAUAUCCAAAUAACAUCAUCAUCCUUGCAUUCUCAUUUCAAUACCAUCAUCAUUCAACAUCCUCCACCAAUGCAAAACCAUGGGUCAACAGGAGGUGUAGUGUUUUGGGUUCUCGAAGCCCGAUAUUGUGUUGACACUACCUAAAAAAACUGGUACCUCGUUUCUUCCCUGAAGCAGGUACGAAAAAACCAAAUAACAUUAACUAGACGAAAAAAUAGCAAAAAUAUUUAUAGCAAAGAACAGCAUUUGUGCUCUUGCCUUUGUCUUAAAUUUCAUAGGUAGUUCUACUUCUAUUAUUACGACUUCUAAUUUCAAGACUGCUAGAAAUCACAAAGCUUUUUUCAGUAGAGGUCGUUCUACUUCUUGUACUAGAGAUUGAUAUAUAGUAUUGAUUGUAAGAAUUUUCUUUUACGAACCCCAUGUCCAAUUUCCGAUUUAGAAGUACUACCAUCUUCAGUCAUCGAGUGAAGAUAAAGGAUACAUACAAUUUCUCAACUUUUCCUCCACUUCUAUAAUAUCGAACUAUCUCCAUCUUCAAAUUACGACGACAUCUAGUACUUAAACAAGUAUGAAGUAGAUGAGAUUUUACUAGAACGCGUUAUUUGCCUCAGGAGUCCUAUUUUCAGAUUUGAAAGUACCCCACCACUUAUUCUGAUCGUGCACCAUAUUGUUUGUACUAGUGUAGUACGGCAAUUCAGAUUGAUUCUUAAGAAGGAGAGGAACUACAACUAGGAAGUUCAUACUUGCCCCAAUAUAAUAGAGGAGCUAACUCGUUCAACAACAUAUAAGUAUACAUACACUUCUUCGCAAGUUUUUGAAACGCACUAGGUCGCUCAUCUCGCGCUUUUCAUACUGAGCUCCUCGGAAGGAAGAUUCCGGUUUUCAAUUUCUACUGUAUCUUCUUUAUGGCUGCGAAGGAACUAGAAUAUUAAAGCCGCGGGGAAUAGAACAAAGAGUCAGCUUCUCUUGCAGUACUAGAUCUUCGAUUCACUAGUACCUGAGCUGCAGGCUAACAGGCGGAAACACAUAGAAAAGCAAAGCAGAAGCAGAUAGCACAGCGGUCGUUGCAGCGAAAGCACACAGGAAAAGCACACGUGCGCUUCCGACAAGAUGACGGAGUCACAGAGCGUGCCGUACAUAGGGAGUAAAAUCUCCCUCAUAACGACACACGACAUACGAUACGAAGGCGUGCUCAUACAGCUUAACCAGAAAGAAAGUACUUCCUAUUUACUAAUAAAACGUUGCUGGAUAUGGAUUCGUUGUGAAGAUCGCAUGGUGUCUUUUUUGUUGUAAUGAGUUCAUUGUCAGAGUAGAGAACAUUUUGGACUUGGAUUGUAAAGGACCUUUGAAACUGUACCUGAUGAGAUCCUUCAUGAUGAUUCUAGUUCUACAACUUCCAAAUUGAAAAACAGGCACCAUCGCCGUCCAAAAUGUUCGGUCAUUUGGGACAGAAGGGCGAAAGCAACCGGAGGUGCCGAUGUCAAACGAGAUUUACGAUUAUAUCGUGUUUUCGGGGAAAGACUUGAAGGAUCUGACGGUUAUCCAAGAGGAUAAGGCUGCUGCGACAACAAGCUCUUCUAAGAAUACCGACUCAAACAGCAGAGGAGGUAGUUCUGCUCAGCAAUCAUCUGCUACUACCAUCCAUCAACAGAGUAGUACUGCUUCAAAUCAAAACACAGGAGGAGGCACUAGUGCUGGAAAUAAUGGUGGAGCAGGGGGACAUCAGUCUCUUGCAGCACAGCAACAGCAUGUGGGAGGACACAUGCAGCAACAUCAACAGGUUGGGACCCCCACAGAAAAUUCCCCCAAUGGCUAUGGUAUGUAUGGACCAGGUUCUGGUGGUGGUAUGACGAGUAUGAACGCCCAACAAGGAGGUAGCGUUUCUUCUUCGCAGCACGACCAAAUGCAAGGACAUUCGCAGUACCAACAGCAUGGAGGUAGCAGUAUGAUGCAGCACAAUAACAUGUCAGGUGGAAUGCACCAGAACCCAGUAGCAGGCGGUCCUCCUCAAUUGGGCGGUAAUCAUGUUGGCGCAGGGAUACAACCUUCUCAACAUCAUGGACAACAACAACACUCCGCUAAUCAUACCUCAUCUACGAUGCAGCCGCAGCAUCACCUGAACAAUACUUCUAUGUCCUUGCACCACGGCCAAAGUCAACAGCAGUACUACCAACAUGCGCCACCAGGGCAACAGUACAACAAUGGAGGUGGAGGAGCUGGAAACCACCACUACAACAACAGCAUCCCUCCACCCCACCAAAUGAUGGCCACCAGCUCAAGUUCCACGGCAAAAGCAGAGAUAUCGAGCUCAACCACAGCAUCUUCGAGUGGGCAGGGAGCGCCAAGUUCAAGCGGCAGCGGGGGACAACAGGUAGGAAGAUAGAAGAUUCUUGAGGUCGGUGCUGUUGCACAAGAUACAACGAAUAUUUUCAUUUUUUUGAAGAAGGAUGGAUCGUUUCUUGAAUUCUAGGGCCUACGAGAUUGUUGAUUCAGGACUUACGACUUCGAUUCUUUGGCUGUUGAGAGAACACUUGACUCAGCAUUGUUCCUGAUUACUUGUACUACUAGUGCAUUUGAUUAUGCUGUGGAAUUUGAGUGUCUUGUCGAAGCAAAUAACCUUUCAUCAUCUCAUAAAAUUCAUCAGGACUCGACAGCGAACUCACCGCGGCAAGACGAUGCCUUUGGACGAGGAGUUGCACAGUACUAAAGAUAUACUCGUCUUACUUUCAAGACUUCUCUACCAACCUAAUGAAUUCUAGAUCUAAAAGUGUCAUGUAGUUUGAGAAGAUAUUGAAGAUGUCAAGAUAGUAUGAUUGAAUAGGAUCACUUUUUAGUAUAGUAUAACUAUAAGUAUGUGUAUGAUUGACUCUCUUCUUCAUUGCUAUCUUAACUUUUUUUUCUAAAAUCUGUCCAGGGACCAAGCGAUAUACGGCGACGGCUACAACCACGCAGCACAAUACGACUGGAGCCACCAGCACUAUGGAAUGUACUAUUACAAUUUUGAUUUUUUGGCCUUGCCCUUGUACUUCUCCGGCAAAAUAAGAAAGAGUGAUUCUAAUCAAAAUGACCUCCUGAUCCUUAUAAUCGCCUUAUCCAACGACCUCCUAUCCGCCUUCACAGGCAACCUGCCGCAACAACCUGGGAUCGGUCACCUGCAAGAGGACAGCAGUGGGAACAACCCCGCCAGCAGUGGGAGUCACCCAACCGCGCGCCCCCUUUCAUGGGCAUGAACCAGAACCGUGGAAUGCCGCAAGGCUUAUCUCCAGGCGGAAGCCAAGGCAACGGAAGCAUGGGAGGAGGACCUCCUAUGGGUGCUUCAGGUGGUACUAUGCAGCCAGGAGGCGGUAAUAUGCAGCCAAUGGGAGGCAAUGCACAACACCAGCAUCAGCCUGGAGGAAUGGCCCCUGGUUUCGGCGGCUAUGAGCAACCACCUAUGACCGGCAAUAACCCAGCGGGGCCUGGUAUGCAGCAACAAGGAAGCAACAUGGGAAUGCAAGAAGCAUCGAUGCAAGGACAUAUGAUGCAGCCUCAGAACAUGGGACAGCAUCCCGGAAGUAUGGGAGGGCCAGUAGCACCAGCAAGCGCAUCGAAUGUCAGCCACGGAGGAGGACCUACAGGUCAUCCCAACGGGCCUACAUCAAUGCAUCCGAACAACAUGGGAAUGGGUCCUAGUAGUGCGACUUCGAACAUGAUGAACCCGAGUCCGCGAAGUAACAUGACAGGAGUUGUCGGGAACCACAAUACUAUGGGAACGCCAGGCAAUCCGAAUAUAAUGAAUACCAACAGCAUGAACAACCCUAGUACAACCGCAGCAGGAGCAGCUGGCGGACCAGGAGGACCCAACAACAACUCUACCAUGCCAGGAGGAGGAGUGUCCGGUGGAAUAUCAAACAACAUCUAUGAUAGUCUGAACCACCCAGGACCACCGCCAAUGCCUCCGCUUUACCACGGCUCUUCCGACGUCUACAAUCCGAAUUCCAUCAUGAUGGGCGGAAGUGGCGGUACAGUGGGAGGUCAAAGUGGCCAACAACAGCAGCAACAGCAACAGCAUACUAUGCAGAGUUCUUCAAUGGGAGGAGGCAUGGGUGGAGCAGGAAGCAUGGUGCAUCAAUCCGGAUACAUUUCCCCAAGAGAGCGACAACGGGGUAAGAACGUUACUAGGAAUAAAGACGGAGGCAAAUACGCAGCACUCAAUGCGCACAAGGGGAAAGGCAAGCAACCGGGAAAAGGACAUCGUGGACCCUCGAUCAAAGACCUCUUUAUUGAACACCAACAGUAUGGGAAAGAAGGUAUUUUUCCUUCUAUCAUGUCGACUACUAGUUGUAGUAAGUAAACUGUAUUUACUGUUAGUACGGAACACGACCAACAGAUUAUUUUUCAUCUCCAAAUAUUACAGAGCAAAUGCUGGAACAGGACCUGCAACAGAGGGGAAUAACAGCAUUAACCGCUUCAGAGUUGCGAAUUACUUCCGAGCAGCGACCAGCAUUGUACUCUUCUUGAAUUUUUGCAUUCGUUUUUCCACUAGAGACCAACAUGGACGAUGAGUGUCUGAUCGCGGGUAAGAAUUGCGAGCAUGCUUUGGUUAAUCCAGACCAACAAAAAUUUAGGUACGAUCUCUUCACCGAUGUGGUCAACGCGAAUUUCAUGGCUGGCAACGGGCGCGAGUGGGAAGACGAUCGAGAGCAGUGGGAAGGCUUCGCAAGAACCCUACAAAAGCAUUUCGGGAUUGACAACGACCACUACAUCAACAACUAUUCUAGUUCUAGAGAGCAUAAUGGAGGUGGAAUUGGAAAAGACCAGAAUGGAGGAGCAAACUCGAAUCAUUCUUCACAGCAGGGUGGUGCUGGCGGAGGAGGUGGCGAGACGAGAACGCAGAACAAUGAUCGGAAUCAGAGACCGGGCUUGACGAUGGGAGAUUUCGUCACCAUCACGGCGGCUGAGUACUUUUUUACUAGAGUUCUUGUUAGAAAAUCUGAAUGAAGUAUUAUAAUGAAGAUGUCACCUCCUCCUAAACUACAGUAUUAGUAGAUUUUAUUCUUCUACCUCUACGUUUCAUCGUUUUUUUGAAAAUGAAACAACAACGCCAACAACAACAACGCCAACAACUAUUCCACCAAGUGCACCACCUCAUGCUAGGCACAUUCAUUCAUUCAUUCCAUCAACAGCGCGAAAAAGAAGAAGAACGCUGGUACAGCGAAAAAGCCGAAUACUGGGAAGACGGGUUCUUUCGGCAACAAAGAGGAAGCGACGAAAGCAGAAGAGGUCGACUGGACUUGCCCUCGCUGUACGUUGCGUAAUGCACUCUCUGACCGCACAUGUAAAGCCUGUGGAUUCUCGAAAGAUCAAGCAAAAAUGCUCGACGAGUUCCCCCCACUUGGUGCACCUACCGGGAAAAAGAAGUGAUCUCCUUCAUCUUCACUACAUCACAUUGUAUACUUUGUUCGGUUGACAAACUAUACUUGUAACUAUGGUGUUGAAAAAUCAAUAUAAGGAAAAACAACAAAUGCUUAAUGCUUUAGACAGAUAAUGCUUCUUGGUAAGGAAAAUGAGUAAAUACUUUGCACGACUUCAUCUUCUUUGUCUCCGUUACCUGUAUGGGGUAGACUAAUGGACCGGGAAGUAGAAAAAGAAGUGCUUAGUACUACACGGUGCACCUUCUUUAGAAAGGUUGAUUCCUUGAAUUCUUGGGAGAUAAAAUACCAUAUUUUCGAGGAAUCCUUUAGAGGGGUGUACAACUCGUGUCUGUCUUCAUGACAAUGAAAUUAAAUGUGUAGUUCGCUAGUACAUUUAUACGACCAGGACUAUAUCUUCUUCAACUACUUGUGUUCUCGUCAACUUCUUUGAUCACCUUGUACCUAGAAAUGAGAAGCACAAGUAUUAGUACGGUCGUAUGUUCAAAUGUAACUAUGGUGAACAAGCCGCACGCUCGUUAAAAACUCAAAGGAGCAGCACGGCUCUUUCCAAGAGGUUUUAUGUGAACCUACAACAAGCAACAAAACUAGAACUAGUAGAACAUUCAUCAUCUUUAGUAUUAUGUCAGACUCGAACUACAUCAAUAAAACGAUAUCAUUGAUCUUUGUCCUUCCAAUUAAAGAAUGUACUUGUCGAUCAACGUCCGUCGUCUUUAUUAUAAAAAUUGGAGGUUGAAAAUGAGGAAGUACGAAGACACCUCUGUUGUUGUGGUCGGGCGUCAAAUAUCGUAGUUUGUUUAAAGAAGGAUAGAAGUAGUAUGUAGGGACUUCUCCUCAGUACUUCCAACACUACCGAUCCAGAAACUUACAAUCCUUGACUGUGACAAAUAACACAAGGUUAUUUGCUGCCUCUACUUCUCUCAGAUUUGUUUUGAAUUUUAUGUACCAUCAUGUUUGUUGUAUACGAUGUGGUCCUCUGGUAGCUCGUUGAUUAUAGAGUCAGGUCGUGUUGUUGUGCUUUCCCUACUCGCUGUUAUUGUGUCCUCGUGGUCUAAAAAUUAUCCUCAGAUUAAAGCUGUAGCUGUCAAAUCGAAGUAGGUUGUAAUUCCCCCAGAAGGCACCUGUGUCCGAUUCUAUGUCGUAUACUGCAUCCUAAAUUGUGAUGUAGUCUACAGGCAUGGAGUCUACAGGCAUGUUCAUUGUUCACUUCCUGCAUAUUAAAAAUACAGCACACAAUAGAAGAUGGGACCGGAGACACAGAAUAGAAGAUCAUGUGACACAAAAGUUGUUAUCGUUGUUUAUGGUAGUGGCUCCUCCUUCCCCAUUUCUACUCGUCAUUAAUUUGCUAGUACAAAUACCGGGUUUGUGGCGCGUUAAUCACCUCCUCCACGGUGGUUGUGGUUCAUCUUAGAACGAUUUCAUUUGGAACCUAACCUAACCUUUAGUCGAAUCAGAAGUAGUCGAAUCACUAGUAUGCGGCGCUCUACUGCUCAUGUAGUUCUACUUCUUCUAACACAAGAUUCUUCUAACACUUGACGUGGUCCUUGCAGCGGUCAACACACAUUGUCCUUUCCCUGAUUCCCUGAUACCUCCAAGACCGUAAGGAAACGAGGACGCCAGCGUCUAUACAUUUGAGUUUAGAAGAAUUUUUGGACAAGGCAACAAAAAAAUGCUGGUGUUGCUGAAAUCUGAGUUAAAUCUCACAACAUCUCUCCAAAUCACAACAAUUCUACUCG